GAAAAAGAAUGAAAUGUCUGCCCUUCCUCCAAUGCCAUCAAAUGAUGCUGUUUGGAAAAAUUUCCCAGCAGUUGUGUGGCUUAAAGAAACUCCCAUGGUCAUGUGACUGCAGAUACUUCUGGGGCUGGUUGAAUGCAGUGUUUCAUAAAGUGGAUUAUGAACGCAUCAGGGAUGUGGGACCCGAUAGGGCAGCAUCGGAGUGGCUGCUGCGCUGUGGGGCCAUGGUGCGCUACCACAACCAGGAGAGGUGGCAGAAGGACUACAACCACCUCCCCACAGGACCUCUGGACAAGUACAAGAUUCAGGCAAUUGAUGCCACCGACUCUUGUAUCAUGAGCAUUGGGUUUGAUUACAUGGAGGGCCUACACCAUGUUGAAAAAAUAAGGCUACGCAAGUGUCAUUAUAUCAAGGAUGACUAUUUGGAGAAACUUGGUAAACUUGAAAAUUUACAAAAGAGCGUAUUGGAAAUAGAAAUAAUUUCAUGUGUGAAUGUCACAGACAAAGGCAUCAUUGCUUUAUAUCACUCAAGAAACCUGAAAUAUUUACUGUUAAGUGAUCUUCCUGGAGUAAGAAAAAAAGAAAACCUUAUCCGCGCCUUUAAGACAGCACUGCCUUCUCUGGAACUAAAAUUAGACUUGAAGUAAAAUAAUCAUAUUCAAGAAGUAUCGUAUUUCAAUAUAAAGUAUCAUUUGAAAUUGUUGAUCCUAAACAUCAUAAAUACUCUAUAAUCAUCAACAGACCCUAAGGAUAUCCAAUCAUGACAUUUCAGAAGCAGAGUCCAUCAUGUAGAAAAUAAAUAUUCAGACAUGACUCACUGAAGUUACUAAGUCGGAAGUAAAAAUAUAUGUACAUUAAAUCCUUUUAGGAAAAAUGGAAACAAGGUAGCAGUUUAAUUCUAAUAUGUUCCUCAUUUUAUACAGAAAUCAGUACAGUAUGUAGAUACUGACAGAGUUCUUUAAAGUGAUUUAAAUGUGCAACACAGAUAUUCUUUAUUGUAUUUUAUCAGUAAUUUAUGUUAAUGUUACAUUUUACUUUAAAGCUAUUGAAGCAUGUUACUAUAAAUGUAUAUUUAUGAAAAACUGAAA
Molecule: messenger RNA, 1085 nt
Organism: Neofelis nebulosa (Clouded leopard)
Lineage: Eukaryota; Metazoa; Chordata; Mammalia; Carnivora; Felidae
Product: ATP synthase subunit s, mitochondrial-like
Exons: 1
Coding region: 9-644 (211 amino acids)
Source: RefSeq, a predicted model, not a curated record